Linum trigynum is the source of this 237-nucleotide messenger RNA. The record is from the annotation of a GenBank genome assembly. Lineage: Eukaryota; Viridiplantae; Streptophyta; Magnoliopsida; Malpighiales; Linaceae.
AUGCAGAGGAGUUCUGGUUUCUAUGCUGCAAACCCUGUUGCUGCUCCCAAGGUGGUGGAAACUGUAGCAGUGAAGCAGGAGCAAAGCGCUAGUAUCAAGCAAGAGGCUGCGGCGCCGGCUAUGGCGGCUAUGGCGACCCCCAAACCUGCUGCUGCGGUGAGCCGCAUCAAGCAAGAAGAGCUGACUAGGAAAGCUGCGGCCCCGGCUCCGGUGUACUCUCGUUGCAUCGGCGGUUGA